Messenger RNA from Stereum hirsutum FP-91666 SS1, 1923 nucleotides. Its product is annotated as alcohol oxidase. The coding region runs from base 1 to 1923 and encodes 640 amino acids. Gene Ontology annotation, molecular function: flavin adenine dinucleotide binding; oxidoreductase activity, acting on CH-OH group of donors. NCBI's taxonomy places the organism in Eukaryota, Fungi, Basidiomycota, Agaricomycetes, Russulales, Stereaceae. The transcript has 20 exons. The record is from RefSeq and is a predicted model, not a curated record.
AUGCUUCUCGCGCUUUCGAACCUCUCUGAUGCGCUUCGGCGCAAAUCAAAGUUAGUGGCACUGAUCUGCCUUCUCAGCCCAAUGCUGUCUACGUGCUUGGAUACCACGACCUAUGACCUCAUUAUUGUCGGAGGUGGUACGGCAGGUUUAGUCAUAGCAGAAAGGGUUUCGUCGAAUCCCAACAUAUCUGUUGCUGUCCUCGAAGCAGGUCAAUGGGCUGACAGCGAUACCGUUGAAAUCCCAGCUCUCUUCGAGAACUUCAUUGGGGACCCGAUCGUUGACUGGGGAUUCACGUCCACGCCGCAGGGACAUGCAUUGAACCGAACUAUGUCGCUUCCUCGAGGCAAAGCAGUGGGUGGCACAUCUGCUGUGAAUGGAAUGUACUAUGUCCUGGCCUCAGAAAAAGAGUACAACGUCUGGGAGGAUUUGGGUAAUACGGGGUGGAACUGGUCCACCGUUCACUCAUACGCAAAUUUGAUGGAGACUUUUACCCCUGCUCCCUCUGAAGACGCGACGAAUUUCGGUGCUAUAGAUGUGUCUGAGCACGGUUCCUCCGGACCUAUCAAUGUUUCGUUCUCGAAUUAUUGGGCACCUACUGAGGUAAAUUCUGCUUGGGCUCCAGCUCUCUCGAGCCUGGGAAUUCCUAUCAACGAUCAAGCGGCAUCCGGAAAUACCCUCGGGUCCUGGCAAGCACCAUGCAGCAUCAAACCAGAUAAUCGUUCCCGAUCUUACGCAGGAGACGAGAUUUUUAGGCCCGCUCUUGGAAGAUCAAAUCUGGUCCUCUUAACAGGCGCAGAAGUCACAAAGAUUGUUCUCGACGAAGAACUCUCAUCAAAUGGCAGCGUUGUGGCCACCGGUGUAGAGUACAUCGACUCCAAUGGGGCCACGGACACUAUUGGACUCUCUUCAGGCGGCGAGGUUAUUGUCUCAGCGGGCACAUAUCAAUCCCCAAAGAUACUAGAGUUGUCAGGGAUUGGGAAUGCAACAAUUUUGGAGCAGUACGGGAUCACAGCUCGUCUUGACCUCGACACUGUAGGGGAAAACUUACAGGAUCAUUACGGUGUACUGACUUCUUUCGAGUUAAAGUCUGGUACUGGUCAAACAUACGAGGACCUCAGCAGAAAUACCACGUUCGCUGCCCUUCAAGAGGAUCUGUACACCACAAACCGCUCAGGUGUACCAUCUACGACUCUCGCAUUUUUUGCUCUGCAGGACAUCGUCGACGCCGAGACUUUACAACAGCUGCUUGACUCUCUUGAUUCAUACCUUGGCGGUUUCGCAGGAACAGCUUUCGAAAAGCAGCUAGCUGCCCAAAGAGAUCUUUUUGUGGAUCCUUCUGUGCCAGACUUUGAGCUCGUCAUGCUUCCUGGACUGAAUGACGCAACCCUAACAACUGAUCCGAGCAAGGAAUACCUCACCAUUUCUUUCAAUAGCAUACGCCCAUUCUCCCGAGGUCGCGUCCAUAUCAGCUCUUCCAACGCAUCGGAGCUUCCCGAGAUCGACGUCAAUUACCUUGGAUUCGACGCUUUCGACGUAGCGAUGAUGGCGGCAGGCGCCAGCUUCGUUGUGGAUAAACUCGCUCAGACGUCUCCGCUAUCCGACUAUAUUGAUACUGUGUUGCGACCAUUAACUAACUCCACUGAUGAUGACCUGGCACAAUUUGUCCGGUCCUCCGUUUUCAGUGUGUGGCACCCAUGUGGUUCGACUUCUAUGCUUCCCGCCGAUCAAGGGGGUGUCGUCGAUUCACAACUUAAAGUAUAUGGGACAGAAAACAUCCGAGUCGCGGAUGCAGGGAUCAUCCCGGUGGAAGUGGGCACACACACGAUGGCGACGGUGUAUGCAAACGCGUUAAAAGCUGCAGAACUUUGGCUUUGUUUGAAGGACGGUUCUAGCCAACUGGAAGUCAGCUGCGACAGCCUUUGA